Molecule: messenger RNA, 1068 nt
Organism: Cydia fagiglandana
Lineage: Eukaryota; Metazoa; Arthropoda; Insecta; Lepidoptera; Tortricidae
Product: nucleolin-like
Exons: 1
Coding region: 106-888 (260 amino acids)
Source: RefSeq, a predicted model, not a curated record
UCCUGGCCUGGAGGCAUAUUUUUCAGUGGCGACGGGACUGUGAUCUACGUGUGGAACAUUUUAGUGUUGUGGUUUAGUACAUUGCAGUGAAUAAAAACAGUAAUAAUGGCAGUCGGAAAGAUAGCACCUUUCGAUAUGGACAAAGAUUGUUGGGACUUAUACGUGGAGCGUUUGGAACAAUAUUUUAUAGCGAAUACAGUGAGUGAAUCGGUUAAAGUGGGUACCUUAAUUACGGUGGUAGGCAGGGACGCGUAUGAACUUAUGGUUAAUUUGUGUACGCCGGCCCGCCCGGCAACAAAGACUUUUGAUCAGUUGAAGGCCAUCAUGAAAUCGCACUUGCAACCUAAACCUAGUGUAUUAGCAGAAAGGUUCAAAUUCCGACAACGACGCCAAGCAAGUGAUGAAAGCAUAGCGGAGUAUGUCGCGGCGUUGAAAAAAAUGUCAAUGACUUGCAAUUUUGGCGCGGACUCAUUGCAAGACAAUUUAAGGGACCAAUUUGUUUGCGGUUUAUCGAAGGAUGUUAUACGACAGCGACUAUUCGCAGAGGAGGAAAUCACGUUCGAGAAAGCAUUCAAAUUAGCCGUAACGAUAGAUUCGGCCGAGACGGAAUCGGCGGUUAUGGAAAAGCGAGUAGACAACCAUGGAGGAAGUACGGGUGUCUACCAGGUGGCCUCGAGCUGGGGGCGAGGGAGCCAUGGUAACGGUGGAGCCGCCGGGGGACGGAAGGUCACGGGGGCUACGCGAGGCGGGGCAGGCGCCGGGCGCGGCGCGAGCGGCCGCGGCGGACGACACGGGCCGGGCGCCGCGGGCGCCGGUCGGGGGCGCGGCGCGUACGGCAGCGCAGCUGGCUGCAAGACGUGCGGCGGCAGUCAUGACUCCAACACGUGAAAAUUUAAGGCGUACGUGUGUCGGGUGUGCAACCGAGAUGGACAUCUGAAGAGGAUGUGUCCGAGACUACGCGAGGAACAGCUGUUCGCGUUGUAUGACGGAGGCGCGGACGGGCAGGUGGCGUAUGACGACAGCGAGGGAAGUGACGAGGUAGUUACCUAUAACUAUUCUAUUGCUUUA